Geodia barretti is the source of this 858-nucleotide messenger RNA. Lineage: Eukaryota; Metazoa; Porifera; Demospongiae; Tetractinellida; Geodiidae. The record is from the annotation of a GenBank genome assembly.
AUGUUGUCAGACCCGGGCAUCAUCACGGCCCCGGGCGCUUACGAUUGCCUGACCGCCGCCAUCAUCGAAAAAACCGGGUUCCCCGCUGUUUAUAUGACGGGGGCGGGCACUUCGGUGGCGCGCAUCGGAUACCCCGAUCUGGCGUUGGCCACAGCCACGGAAAUGAUGUCCAACGCAGCCGCGAUUGCUGCCACCGUGGGCGUGCCGGUGAUCGCCGACGCUGACACCGGUUACGGCGGCACGAUGAACGUUCGGCGGACUAUCAGGGAAUACGAACGCACCGGCGUGGCAGCGGUUCAUAUUGAAGACCAGCAGUUUCCCAAGCGGUGUGGCCAUCUUGAUGAUAAACGGGUUGUGCCAAUCGAUGAAAUGGUGCAGAAAAUUCGCGCUGCCGCAGACGCCAGAACCGACGAUGACUUCACCCUCAUUGUGCGUACGGAUGCUCUGGCGGUAACGGGUUGGGAUGACACCAUGCGGCGUUGCGACGCCUUUACGGAGGCCGGCGCCGACGCGCUGUUCGUAGAGGCGAUUCGUUCGCCGGAAGAAGCAGCCGAUGUGGUCGCCCGGACCAGUGUCCCGUUGCUGUACAACUUCGUGGAAUCCGGAAAGUCUCCGCUACUCAACGUAUCAGAGUUGGAAUCGCUCGGGUUUAAAAUCGUGAUCUUCCCGGGAAGCGCCUUCAUGGCCGUCGCGCACACCGUGGCCAGAGUUAUGGCCGACCUGAAAACCUUUGGAACCACGGAACACCUGAUUGGUGAGAUGAGCUCGCUAACCGAUGCCUUUGAACUCAUGGGCUUGUCGGAAAUGCUGGAGCGAGACGCUGGCUAUGCCCUCGAUUCAGUUGCCGCCGCAAACUAA